Acromyrmex echinatior (Panamanian leafcutter ant) is the source of this 940-nucleotide messenger RNA. RefSeq names its product transmembrane protein 179. Lineage: Eukaryota; Metazoa; Arthropoda; Insecta; Hymenoptera; Formicidae. The record is from RefSeq and is a predicted model, not a curated record.
UGCACCACACCGUGACUCUAAUAGGAAUUCUGUGACCACGGAUAUUUUGACAAUUGCAAAUACGUUAGACGGUCGGCCUCGAUCCGUGUUUAUUCUGUGCAAUGAAAAAAAUAGAAUACAUAGAUUCCGGCUUAUCGUAAUCGCGUAUAAUUUUGUCGAUACAUUAAAUCGUGAAAUAUUCUUGUCCGAUCGUCCCAUACAUCGUCUUAAAAUAUGGCACUGUCAAAUAUUUUGUUGCUCAGCCAAAUAGCGGGCUAUGUUGUGGCCCUUAUUCUGUCGCUUUGCAUCAUCGUGCCUAUGAGUUUACAUCAGGAUGAGUUUAGGGGACAUUGUCUUUUGUUUUCAACUGGAGUAUGGCAAGAGUCAGAUGGCCAAUUUGUAGUAAAUUGGGCGUCACAAUUAUACUGCAAUUAUACAAUAUUCGUAGGCCUGAUACUCCUCAUAACAUCGACUAUACAGAUCUACCGAUUGUCCCUGUUUAUGUACCGUGGCGAAGACAGUUCAUUUCUCUCUGCAUUUGUAGACGUUGUAACUUCCAUCGUUCUCACCACUAUCAGUUUAAUAGCUGCGAUUAUUGUAACUUUAGGUUUCAUGACUUGGUGUCAAUGUAUGACCAAGAGGUUUCCAUCAUGUGAAUUAGCAGCUGGAAAUGAUAUUGACAAGGCUGAUGGUAUUGACACAUCAGGUUUUCAUAUCGAACUUGGUGCUGCUCAAUUUGGUAUUUGGAGCAGCUUAUCAAUUUGGGUCGGUUUGUCGGUUUUCGCUGUUUUAAAGCUAUUAAGGUAUCAUCAGCUAGAGAAUAUGAAAGUUUCCAUGUAUAGAGAAAGGCAAAGAUUAAUAGAAGCUACCACGAGUAAUCAGCAGCAGGAGCAAAGUUAAAAGUCGGUAGUCUAACAUUUUGUUUCUCAAGGUAAUUUUGAUAAUAUGUUUGUUGAUUUGC